Molecule: messenger RNA, 1576 nt
Organism: Cherax quadricarinatus
Lineage: Eukaryota; Metazoa; Arthropoda; Malacostraca; Decapoda; Parastacidae
Source: RefSeq, a predicted model, not a curated record
AUGAUCCACAAGCUACCAGGCACCUACCCAACGUCAAUUCUCCGCUUCAAAACCAAGAACCUUAAUUUCAUUGCUAUGGCCAACUUCAUGAACAAUAAAGGGGAGCACAACUGCUACAGUUACAUCUUCCACCACUCCCUGGACAUGGAACGCUACGAGCUUCACCAGCAGGUGUUUACAAUGGGAGCUUUGAACUUUGAGGCCUUCACUCUGGGCAGUGGACUAGACCCACACACCUACCUCGCCGUAGCUAACUCCAGCAAGGAUGUUAACGAUGGGUUGGUUAUAAGGGAAACUUAUAACUAUCGCUUUUAUAAUGGAAAGUUCGUACUCUUCCAGGAGAUCCCCACCGCUCACGCUGUUCAGUGGCUAGCUAUCCAGAUGGAGGACGGUGUAUUAGUGGCUGUGGCUAAUGCACUCUCGGGAGUAAAGUUCUACCAGUACAACGGGUGGAGGUUCAUUCCCACCACACGUCAACACACUGGUGGCCCUUUCAGUGCUGGCGUUACCUCCAUGGCUGCACUCUCCUGGAACGGCAACAUCAUGAUGGGUGUGACCAACCACAAUACGGAAUACUCUUCCCCACAAGUAUCUUCUCUUUACACUUUGACUUUCAGCAGAGACACUACUCUAGAGGAGUUUCAUAUGAGAGCAGAGAGUUGGUGUAGAGAACGUAUUGCCCAGCUGAAGAAUGAAAACCUGUUGACGCUGGUGCACCAGGUGGAAGGAACCCCGAAAGUAGCUCAAACCUAUACCUUCACUGUGCCUGUGACCAUCGUUGGCAACCUUAAUGUGCAAGGGCAGAGUAGUGCCCUCCAGAUUUACAUUAGAGGACGCGACCAGUGGCUCCCUGACCGUGUGAACCUGCUGGAGAGCCUCAGGGUGAUGCUCUAUGACAAGCUGCAGCAAGUGCGUCAACGUCUUGACGAUACUAUACCCUUGACUGGCCCUACCACCUGGCCUGCUGAUUUGCACUUAGCCCAUUUAGAGGCUCGGGGGACUGACAGCAUUUCUGUGGUUGACCUUCUGGGAUCUCUUGUUAAUAACAAGGUCAUGGAAAAAGGAACGUGUAUAUCUAAGACUAUCCGACCUGUCUCAUCUGAAGCUUGACCACAUUCACUUCCAGCAUAUGGAAAUGCAGGCGAAUGUGGAAGUAGCUAUGCUACAGAAUCGAGCAAUAGCUGAGUAUGUCACCCUGGGAGGUACACACACAAUGAGUGGCCAGGUGACUUUUCUUAGGGUCAUCAAUGCUUCGCAGGUGACUUCAAGUGGAACACUUGAUACAAUCUUUGUCAGCCCCAGCACACUGCUGCUUAUAAACACCUCACAGACGCAUACUGGGUUGAUCAGGUGUACUACCCUGGAGGCUGUAGCUCUCAACGUCCACACCAUUAAUAACAUAAACACUGAGCAGCUGUUUGAGAACCUCGUCACCAGUGACAACUCUGCCAUCAUCACUGGUGAGCUGGUGAUUCGCGCUGACCUGCGAGCCAGCAAUCUGAAGGCCAGCGUCACUAACCUGGACCUCCACAACCCACUGAAGAUAGACGAGACAGAAGUUCAAGUUGUUACAGGU